Molecule: messenger RNA, 1010 nt
Organism: Linderina pennispora
Lineage: Eukaryota; Fungi; Kickxellomycota; Kickxellomycetes; Kickxellales; Kickxellaceae
Product: glutamate biosynthesis-related protein
Exons: 1
Coding region: 85-1005 (306 amino acids)
Biological process (GO): nucleoside metabolic process
Cellular component (GO): cytosol
Molecular function (GO): S-methyl-5-thioadenosine phosphorylase activity
Source: RefSeq, a predicted model, not a curated record
CCUCAUUCUUUCAGUAUCUACAUCUGUCCAGGCUUGUAAGACACCGCCUCUUCUUUUUUCUUAGACGCCCGCAGUAACUCAAACAUGGUUUCGCAGACAGACUCGUACUUCCGCGACGUGCGCAUCGGCGUGAUCGGUGGAACUGGUCUGUACACGCUCGACGGCCUGACGGUCAAGGAGGAGGUGACGCCGGUGACCCCCUGGGGCGAGCCCUCAGGCCCGAUCACCAUCGCCGAGACGGCGCGCGGGCACCAGAUUGCGUUCCUCGCGCGGCACGGGCCGUCGCACAGCGUGCUGCCCAGCGAGGUCAACUACCGCGCCAACAUUGCGGCGCUCAAGGCGGUCGGCGUGCAGGUGAUCCUGGCGUUCAGCGCGGUGGGAUCUCUGCGCGAGGAGGUGCGUCCGGGAGACUUUGUGCUGAUUGACCAGGUCAUCGACCGCACCAAGGGCGUCCGCGGCGACUCGUUCUUCACGGGCACCGGGGUGACGGCGCACGCGUCGUUUGGCGAGCCCAUCAGCGCGCUGCUGCGCGACUUGGUGGCCAAGCACGACAGCGCGGUGCCCGAGAUCACGGUGCAUGCGAGUGGCACGGCGGUGUGCAUGGAGGGCCCGGCGUUCUCGACCCGCGCAGAGUCCAACCUGUACCGGUCGUGGGGCGCCAGCGUCAUCAACAUGACGUGCAUUCCAGAGUCGAAGCUGGCGCGCGAGGCCGAGAUCACGUAUGCGCUGGUGUGCAUGGCCACGGACUACGACGCCUGGCGCGAGUCCGAGGAGCCCGUCACCGUGGCUGAGGUCAUGAAGACCAUGAAGGUCAAUGCGGCCAACGCCCGCACGCUGCUGCUGGACGUUCUGCCGGAGCUCGAGACCGCAGUCUACUCGCCGGGCGUCUGCGCGCUUACCAAGCCCGAGACCGGCAGCAUGCAGUACGCGUUCCAGCAGGACCCGACCAAGCAGUCGGCUGUGGGCAAGGAGAAGCUGCGGUUCCUGUUCUCCAACUACUUUUGAACACG